Molecule: messenger RNA, 564 nt
Organism: Penaeus monodon (black tiger shrimp)
Lineage: Eukaryota; Metazoa; Arthropoda; Malacostraca; Decapoda; Penaeidae
Product: mitogen-activated protein kinase 12-like
Exons: 1
Coding region: 1-564 (187 amino acids)
Biological process (GO): signal transduction; protein phosphorylation
Cellular component (GO): cytoplasm
Molecular function (GO): protein kinase activity; ATP binding
Source: RefSeq, a predicted model, not a curated record
AUGGGCGGCGCUGGCGGCGCCCCCAUCCCCCUGGGGCUGUGCGAAAGCCCGCCGGCCUUGCUUAUGUCCCGCGCAGGCAGCUGCACGCUCGAUGACGCCCUGUGGCACAAAACGCUGAGCGAGGCGCAGCUCCUGGAGGUGGCUCUGCGCCUGUGCCGCCGUGUGAAGGAGAUCCACGCCAAGGGCGUCGUGCACAACGACCUCAAGACCAACAACAUCAUGCUCAGCGCCGACCUGGAUGUCCACAUCAUCGACUUCGGCCUCGCCUCGCCCGAGCACGCGCUCACCAAGCGCGACAUCCAGGACUGCUUCCCGGAUUGGCUCGCCCCGGAGGUGCUCCUGGGGGGCGGCCGCAACACUUUCGCGUCGGACGUGUACUCCGUCGGCCACGUCCUCAGCGAGAUCCACAACGAGAUGGGAAGCCCUGGAGAUCCACGACGAGGUGAGGGAAAGUUCCUCGAGGCCAUCCGGAGCGCCAUGCGCAGGGCGCCGGAGGAGCGGCCGACCAUGCGGGAGCUCAUUUCCCUGAUGGAGGCGCUGAAGGCGGAAUCCGAAAUCCCCUGA